AUGUCUAUCGUGCCCAUCAUCACCUUCAAGGCGGGUCUCUGUGACGUCGAUCAAACGUCCAAGCCGUACAAGGUGAAAGCGCAACCCGAGCCCGGAUACAUCUACCUGUAUGCCGAAGAUGACCUGAUUCAUUUCUGCUGGCGGAAACGAAGCGCCCCAAUGGACCAACCCGAGCUGGAGCUGGUGAUGGUACCGACCGAUGGCCGCUUCGUACCAGUCGAGCCCAAGAGCUCAGAUCCCGCGUCCGCCAAGACCAACGGCCGCAUCUUCGUCCUCAAGUUCGCCUCAUCCUCGCAGAGAUACCUCUUCUGGCUCCAGUCAAAACCACAGGCACGCAGCGGGGACGCUGCCUGGCUCAGCCCCCGAGACCGCAAGAUUGGCGACAUUGUCGACAGACUACUGCAAGGGGAGGAGGUCGAUGUCACCCGGGAGCUGUCCUCGGUCCGAAACUCAAACGACGACAGCCGCCGAGACGAUGACGACGAGACAAUGGAGGACGUGGAGGGCCACGGCGAUCCCAGUGAGCAUCAUGGCGGAGGCAGCGGUGGCGCGGGUGCCGAUGCCACCGGCGGCGAUGUUCGACAAGAGGGUGAAGACGCUCGCGAGGGAGGGGCGGACGGUGCAAGAGCUGCCAGUGACUCCGCUCCAGAUGCCGCGGCGAUGGUGCGCAACUUUCUAGAGUCGCUGAAGGGCGGUCCUGGUAUGGGUGGUGGCUCACAGCAAGCGGAGGGCAAGCUCUUCCCCCUUCUAACGGACCUCCUCGAAACCUCUACGACAAUACCCAUGAUUCACAGCGCAUCGGAGGAGUACGUCGAUGGCCUGCUGAGCUGCCUUCCACCAGUUGUUCUUGUCCUUGCCCAGCAGGGAGACAAUGGCGACGACAUUGCUGACAUUGAGCCGACAUCUGAAUCGGCCGAGGCUGCGCUUGCGACGAUGAGCUUGGCGCAGAAGAAGAGUCUACUAGAGAAGGUACUACGGAGCCCACAGUUUCACCAGAGCCUGACGAGCCUGACUAUGGCACUUCGAGACGGAGGGCUGCCAACUAUUGCUGAAGCUCUGAAGAUCAAAGUUGAGAAUGGAGGCUUGGUGAGAGGCGGCAAUGUGCCUCUUGGUGGUGGUGAUGCUGUCGAAGCUUUUGUAGAAGCGCAGUUCGACGCUGACGACCGUAUUUCGUUCUCCAAGCUCGACAACAAGUACAUUGCCGUCCAAGACGAUGGCACCGAGCUCGAAUUCGAUUCCUCACUAAAGAGAUGGAUCCCCAUUACCGACGAGGCUGACGAGGCCCUCAUCGAGCAACAGCAGCUGGGCUACAUGGCAGGCGGCCCCGAUGAUGCAUCCUCUAGCUCUGCGCAGGGCAAGAAGAGGAAGCAGGACCAUUCGGACAACGGCUACGGCUACGAGGACAAUAAUGGCCGCGCCCCCAAGAACCAGAAGAAGCAGAACCAGCGGCAGCCGCCGGCGCCGAAGCAGAACACGGCCGUCUACGUCACGGGGCUCCCGCUCGACGCGACGGCGGAGGAGGUCGCGGAGCUGUUCAGCCACAAGUGCGGCGUGAUCGCGGAGGAGAUCGACAGCGGGCGGCCGCGCAUCAAGAUGUACGCGGACGCCGAGACGGGCCGCUUCAAGGGCGACUGCCUGAUCGUCUUCUUCAAGCCCCAGAGCGUCGACAUGGCCAUCAUGCUGCUCGACGACGCCCCCUUCCGCUGGUCCCCGUCCGGCGACGCCUCCUCCAGCGGCCGCAUGCGCGUCCAGGCCGCCGACGCAAGCUACAAGAAGACGCAGUACGACAAGCAGCCCGGAGAGGACGCGCGCGAGGCGGCGUCCGCCGAGAACAACAGCAGCAGAAAGCAGGGCGGCAACCGGCCCAGCGACAAAGAUAGGCAGAAGGUCAUCAGGAAGACGCAGAAACUGGACGCAAAGUUGGCAGACUGGUCGGACGAUGAGCCGUCAACCCUGCCGAUGGAGAGCAAGAGCUCGAAGUGGAGCAAGGUGGUCAUUCUACGGCACAUGUUCACGCUUGAAGAGCUCGAGGAGGAUCCCGCGGCCCUCCUGGAGAUCAAGGAGGACAUACGAGAGGAAUGCGAGAAGCUGGGCGAGGUCACGAACGUUGUGCUCUACGACCAAGAGAAGGAGGGCAUCGUGAGCAUCAAGUUCAAGAAGGUGGACGCCGCCGCCGCGUGCGUGGAGCUGAUGGACGGCCGUAGCUUUGGCGGCCAGACAGUGGAGGCUUUCAUUGCUACGGGGCGAGAGCGAUUCAAGAAGACGAAGAACAAGGACAACGAAGAGGAUGAGGAUGAUGACUAG
Molecule: messenger RNA, 2304 nt
Organism: Phaeoacremonium minimum UCRPA7
Lineage: Eukaryota; Fungi; Ascomycota; Sordariomycetes; Togniniales; Togniniaceae
Product: putative nuclear mrna splicing factor-associated protein
Exons: 6
Coding region: 1-2304 (767 amino acids)
Biological process (GO): mRNA splicing, via spliceosome
Cellular component (GO): U2-type spliceosomal complex; U2 snRNP
Molecular function (GO): RNA binding
Source: RefSeq, a predicted model, not a curated record